AUUUUAGGGAGCUCGUUGGGGGAACCUGAACGGCAGGGAGAAGAGAAAGACAAAGAAAAGACUAGUUUUGCCACCUAAAGAGAGAGAGAGAAAGAGAUUGAGAGAAACAGAUAGAGAGACUGAUAAGCAACAGAGAUGUAGUUCCCCAGAUCAUAUACAAGUAUAUAUACCAUAUAUUAUAUAUAUAUAUAUAUAUAUAUCUCUGCAAAGGAUUCUGAAAGGAAGAGGGAAGGGAGCUGUGACUCUUACCUUCAAAUGGAGAGUGGGGAGGAUCAGUUCUCUGCUUUGGAUGAAGGAGAUCCAUUUGGUUUUGAACUUGGAGUGAAGGAAGGGAAUGAGAGGAAGAGGAGGUUUAGUGAAGAGCAAAUCAAGUCACUGGAGAUGAUGUUUGAGACACAGACAAAGCUGGAGCCCAGGAAGAAGCUACAGAUGGCCAGGGAGCUUGGCUUGCAGCCUCGUCAGGUUGCUAUAUGGUUCCAGAACAAGAGAGCACGCUGGAAGUCUAAGCAGCUGGAGAGAGAAUACAGUUCCAUGAGGUUAGAGUAUGACAAGCUUCUUUCCAACUUUGAGAAUCUCAAGAAAGAGAAGCAAGUGCUGGUCAAACAGGUAGCUUCUUUCAAUGUUUGUAAACAGUUGCAGAAGUUAACAGAGUCACUGGAGAAGCAGAGGGAGGAGAGCAGCAAUGAAGGUGAGUCUGAUAAUGGAGAUAACAAGGGAAAAGAGGCCGCUGUAAAACAAAGCAGAGGAUCCGAUGCAGGAUUUGUCUGCCCAGUUGUUCAAGAACAACAAGUGGAAGACACAAAAAUGGAGAGACUGAACUACGUUAAUCAGGAUGAAAUAGAGCUUGUAGGAGCACCUGCAUCAACUUCUUUGACAUCAACCGAGCAAGAGUGUUGCUUUGACUGCACUAGUUUACCGGACCAGCAAUGGUGGGAAUUUUGGCCUAUGACUGAAUGAUAUAGUAUAAUGAAUAGUUUUUUGUUUUCAAUACACACCUGCUCCAUGAAAUCUGUGUAGCCUUUUCCAGUUCUGCCAACCGCCAUGGCCAGUAGUAGACCUUGGUUUUAGAAUCAAAUAAUUGAGCAGCCUGUAAACAACAUCCACAAUGUAAAAGCAUAUCUGGGUUAUAGAAUGUAAUGAACUGCAUGUGUUUACUGUUUA
Messenger RNA from Dioscorea cayenensis subsp. rotundata (Guinea yam), 1161 nucleotides. Its product is annotated as homeobox-leucine zipper protein ATHB-7. Gene Ontology annotation, molecular function: sequence-specific DNA binding; DNA-binding transcription factor activity, RNA polymerase II-specific. The record is from RefSeq and is a predicted model, not a curated record. Bases 256 to 957 code for a protein of 233 amino acids. Gene Ontology annotation, biological process: positive regulation of DNA-templated transcription. NCBI's taxonomy places the organism in Eukaryota, Viridiplantae, Streptophyta, Magnoliopsida, Dioscoreales, Dioscoreaceae. The transcript has 2 exons. Gene Ontology annotation, cellular component: nucleus.